CCUGUUCUAUUUUAUCUCCAUUCUCUUCUCCUCUUUCAAAAGAGGGAAUGAAAGCAAGAUUCUUAGCCAAUCUCUGCUUCUGGAUCCUCUGUUUUGUUGUUAUUAGCCAAACCUAUUAUCCAUGGCCUCUUCUUCUACUUCUCUUCUCUCUCUUCCCUUUGCUCCUCAAUUCUUGGUUAGUUCCAGGAGGCUUUGCAUGGAGAAAUCACCACAAGUCCUCUUCGAGGCUGCAGGGUCCAAUUGGGUGGCCCUUAUUGGGCAGCAUCCCUACAUUAAUGGGUCAUCUCAGUCAUUGCAAACUGGCCAAGCUAUCGGCCUCACACGGUGCAACACGUCUUAUGGCCUUCAGCAUGGGCCUGACACGUGUCGUGAUCAGUAGCCACCCUGAUACUGCUAGGGAGAUUCUCUGUGGGUCAGCCUUUUCUGAUCGUCCAACAAAGGAAUCCACCCACUUACUGAUGUUCGAGAGGGCCAUUGGAUUCGCACCUUCUGGAGAAUACUGGAGACAUCUGAGACGGAUUGCAGCAAAUCACAUGUUCUCUCCCCGGAGAAUAGCCGCUUUCGAGGGUCUUCGACAGUGUAUUAUGGAUGAAAUGUUGAAGGGAGUGUGGAAGGAGAUGAAGUGGAGAGGGUUUGUGGAGCUUAGAAAAAUACUUCAAAAGGGUUCUUUAGAUAAUGUUGUGGAGAGCUUGUUUGGGAGGUCUUUGUGUUUGGAAGGAGAGGAUUUGGGUUUAAUGGUUAAGGAGGGUUAUGAGUUAAUAGAGAAGUUUAAUUGGGAGGACUGUUUUCCCUUGGUGUUUCUGGAUUUCUAUGGAGUGAGAAGGAGGUGCAGUAAGUUGGCCAUUAGGGUUGAUCGUCUUUUGCGUCAGGUGAUAGAGGAGAGGAGAAGGGAAGAGGAAGAGUGCAGGAGCAGUGAUGACUUCCUCAGUGUAUUACUCACGUUACCAAAGGAAGACCAGUUGAGUGAUUCCGAUAUGGUGGCAGUUCUGUGGGAGAUGCUAUUUCGAGGAACAGAUGUGGUUGCAAUCCUUCUGGAAUGGAUCAUGGCAAGAAUGGUGUUGCAUCAAGAUACCCAAGCCAAGGCCCAACGAGAAAUCGAUAUAUGCAUCCGCGAAAAUCGGCACGUGCGAGACUCGGACAUUCCCAAUCUUCCUUACCUUCAAGCCAUAGUUAAGGAAGUCCUCCGAUUGCAUCCUCCGGGCCCACUACUCUCAUGGGCUCGCCUCGCCACUCACGAUGUCCACAUAGGCAAGUUCUUUGUCCCGGCGGGUACUACAGCAAUGGUGAAUAUGUGGGCUAUAACCCACGAUGGGUCCAUUUGGAAAGACCCAUGGGCGUUCAGACCAGAACGGUUCUUGGAAGAAGAUGUUAGUAUCAUGGGCUCGGAUUUAAGGCUUGCUCCAUUUGGGUCGGGCCGUCGGGUUUGCCCAGGUAAGGCCCUCGGUUUGGCCACUGUUCAUUUGUGGUUGGCAAGUCUUCUCGAAAAUUUUGUCUGGCUUCCAGUUCCAGCCCAUUCCGUCGAUCUUUCUGAAUGCCUCCGUUUAUCCCUUGAAAUGAAGAAACCAUUGGCUUGCCGCGUUGUUCGCCGGAGACCCACAAGUAAGUGAUAGGAAAUGUUGCAGAGGAAGCAGAGGUUCCUUCAAAGCCAGAGUAGCUAGUGAUGUUGUGAACCACUGAACCCUUGAGCUCAACAUGGAAGCUAUUCUAGCUUAGUUCUUACACCUUGGGAGGAAUCUCAGGCCUUGGAUAAUGCACAUUGCUACUU
Molecule: messenger RNA, 1765 nt
Organism: Macadamia integrifolia
Lineage: Eukaryota; Viridiplantae; Streptophyta; Magnoliopsida; Proteales; Proteaceae
Product: cytochrome P450 78A5-like
Exons: 2
Coding region: 48-1607 (519 amino acids)
Molecular function (GO): heme binding; monooxygenase activity; iron ion binding
Source: RefSeq, a predicted model, not a curated record